CUGACUUUUAGCUUGAGAACAACAUAAAGGAAAAUAUAAACACGUUUCCGAGUAAACUUCAUGUGACGGACAACAACAAUGGCAGAAGCUGUGCGAGAAAAGGCCAGUAAAUCCAAAGGAAAAAUUCAGAAAUCUAAAGAGAAAACAGCUGGGUUAGAAAAAGCAAGAGUUGAAGGAGAUGUAUCCUAUGUUGGAAUAGAAACAGGAAGGAAGAUUAUAACUGAUUUAGACAAAAACGUGGAAGCCAUUGGAGAAGAUGAAAAGAACAAAAUUCAGAUUGAGAAUCUGGUGGAUUUACUUCCAGAACCACCAAGAACUAAUCCUGAGACAGAAUUAAAUCAUGUUUCUGUGAGGAAAGAACUUUCAGAUCAGAUGGAAGUUUCAGUAGAAAAAGAAGCCCGAGUGGAAAUUCCAGUGGACCAAGAUCCUCCAGAUGUGGUGGAAAUUCCAGAAGAAAAUGAGCCUCCAGAUGAAGUGGAAAUUAUAUUAGACCAAAAGCCUCUUGAUGGAAAGGAAAUUCAGUCUGGUAAUGUAAUCAGUGAUGGAAGAAGUGAAGAGAGAAAUCUCCAGACAAAUCAAGGAGAACAGGGAAUAUCAAAGACUGAAAGUGUUACAGGGACAAGUAGUGUGUUUAUUUCAGAAGAAGUCAAAGACAAUCCAGACUUAAACAGGAGUGAUAGUGAGUGUUUUUAUUCGACUGUUUCUUCAAUUGAAGAUGGAGUUGGGGAUGAAAAGGUGUGUGCUGAUUCUCAACAAGAGUUAAAAGACAUGGAUAAGCAGCCAGAAGAAAUUGCUUCUAACGUGGAAGCAGAGAAAAAAAAUUGUGAUGAUGAAAUAUCAGAGGAAAGCAUAAUGACUAAUAAAGACAAAACUACUAAUGAUGUCAUGAAACCAUCCGAAGUCAAAAGGGAAUCUGAAACAGAUGUAACAGCGUUGGAUCAGAAAUCAUUAGUAUCCCCAGCAUCAGACACACUAUACCCCGUGUUAAACAAGUUUAUGGAACAAGUUUCAGUGAGCAGUGAAAAGCUUGAAGUCAUUUCUUGCUCUGUAGGUCCUUCUUCGGGGACUGCUUCAGCCCCCAGGCUGGAGGGCUCCACUGAGCGCGCACGUGAGGGACAGUCCAGGGGAGGGAUGGAGUCUCAGCGCCGUCUAAAGCCCCGACUACAGCCCUUUACCCGAGAACAACUGCAUAGCCUGUAUUACAAUGCACAAUUGGUCAACAACCCAGCUUUUAUCGACAGAUUUGUUCAGAAUGAGCUAAAAAGGGUAAAUCAUGAGUUUUAUGAGAUAUUGCUGAGUUAUCUGGGAGCAAGGCGACACUUUCUGAGUGCGGAGCAGGAGGUUAAAGUCCUACAGGAGGACUACCUGCAGUAUAAGGAGGAGAGCUGGCUGACCAUCAAACAGUCCAUGCCAGCCAAGGGACUGUGUGGUGAUGGAGCUUCCUGUAAGACAACACACAUGUACGAAUCAGUGGAAUUCCAGGAUGACACAUUCAUUGACUGUAAAAAGACCUUGACCUCAAUCCGACAUAACAUCCAAAAUCAGCUAGCUUUGUACUCCUACUCCUCACAGCUCGCCAGAUUACAGGUGGAAUCCUACAUUCAUGACUUGUUCAUGUCAUCGCCAGUAUUGAGAGAUAUCCCACAAAAUGCUCCAGUGCAGGCGGUACUUAGCCACAAGCCUGAUGUUCAGCACCAGGUGAAUAGACUCAGGGAUUGCAUUACUGUUCUGUUUGUCUUCCAUCGCCAGCCAAUCAAAGACCAGGACUUUGUCCAGAAUAUUAGAACAUGGACUCAAAAAAUGGUUUCAGCUUUGGUGAGAGUUGCAACAUACGACGACCACCUCUUUGUUUUAAACCACAUCUUACGAUGCCCAGCUGGCGUCAGUAAAUGGGGAACCAGCUUAAUACAGGUCCCAGCAUUCCCGGCCCAGCAUGGCGGCAAUCAGUCCCAGUUUGACAGUCCUGUCUUAAAUCACAUCCUCACAUGUCUUGCCACAGUUCUGUUGCCUAUCAAAGGCAGAGAGGAUUUUGUAGCCUUGAUGGGGAAGUGUUUAGCUGUGGAAGGGGGGAACCAGUCCAAUAACUGGAUAAUGGUCGACUCAGAUGGAGAGGAGGAUGAAGAUCCUAAGAAUGCUUGGUUGUAUCUCCAUGAAAAUGAUAUUGUGGCCAUUUUGAAUCAGCUGCAGAUGGCUGAAGUUUUCAAGCAUGUGUUGCUGAUGACUUCCAACCCAGAUGGUUCCCCGCGGUAUGACUGUCAUCAAACCUCAGAGCCUCUGUUCCUGAAACUGUUGGCUUUCUGUACGUGUUUUGUGGAUAUACUCGGGUGUGGGCUCCAGACCUAUAAUCUUCCCAGAUAUAAACAGCUCAACAAGAGAAUUGGCAGAAUGAUCAGAAUGACUGUACAGUAUGUGUCGGACCACUGGGAGAAUUUCCUAGAGCUGAACAAGAGAAGGCUGUCUCAGGAACAGCUUGGUCGGCUACAGCUGGAGUACAACAGCUUCUUCCAGAGAUGUACAAACACCAUUCUGUCUGCAGAAAAAUUGGGAUCAUGGCAGUUUAUGACAGACAUGCCAUAUUCCACUGUCUCCAAGGAGACCAUGUGGUUGUUGUUGUGGUCCAUGCAUCAGGGAAGAGGUCAGAAGGUCACGCCAUCAAAUACACCGACAGAAGAGGAGUGCAGGAGAUUAGUAGCUGACCCUGACAGCAAGUUACAGCUAGCAGACGUCAUUAAUCUCCUACCCACCUCAGAAGUUAUCUUCCUGCUUACAGCGCUGGCAAAUAUGGCUCAGUGUAGAAAGGCGGAGGAGACGGAAUUCAUUGAAGCAGUGGCAUUUGGGCUGUUUGAGAUCUGCUAUGUGUGCAGUCAGACGCGGGAGGCCUGCUCCAAGGUUGGUAGGGAGCUCCUAGUGUCAGUGGCCAAUGCUCACCCAUUUAUCCUGUCCCUCCUUGUCCAGGGCACCAAAGAUAACAUGGACACCAUCGGCUCGAUGGCUCUGUACCUGUUCCAAGCACUGCCAUUCUACCAGUGGAUUCCAUGUGAACCAGACAUCAUUGUCCUCAAGCAAUGGCUGAUGUCAUCUGACCUCACCCAGCCUCAAAACCAACUCACCAGGCAAGUCCUGGGCCAACUCAACUGGGGAGUUGAUCAAAAGACAAAAAGACUGUUCCUGCCAUAUGAGAUCCACAAACAGAUUGCUGUUUUGUUGACUGAGGCUUUUGGGAAAUUCAUCACCAACAGAAACAUGGGAUUUUACAUCACCGAAAGCUUCAAACAACUGGCUUCAGCCAUGAAACAACAGCAGACCAAUGAGCAGGUGUUUAACAUGUGGGCAUGGAACGUGGCCUUGAAGUUGCACCUCCAUCAGAGCAGUUUCCCAUCAGCUGACAUUGCAUUGGCUAACAUCAGUGGGGGCGUGCCUGUUCUAGCCAAUGACAAUUCACUUCUCCCAAUUAUGAAAGGCUUGAAGGAGAAAAACAGCAUGGCUUCGUACAUGUCCCUAGUGAUUUCAAGAUUUGGACAUACAGAUGCUGAUUUCCUGGGGGAGGGGCUUGACCAGCUGGUGAUCCUGACAGAGAACUAUCACUCCCUGCCCGCCCUCCACGUCAUCAGAUACACCGCCCCACUGUUUGUCAACAAACCACAGGCUCUGAUCCAGAGUGACAAGUUCCUGAAAGUUGUACAGUUACUUCUUUCUGCUGAUGAAUCUUUCAUGAAGUCUGCAAAAAGUUUAUGGUCACAUGACUUUCCUGGACCAAUCACUGAGAAUUUUGCAAACAUGAUAUUGAAUCAAGCUUGUGGUGUAGAUGGAGUGGAGACAGACUCCUCAUAUCAGUUACAGAUGCUGACCUUGUGGAUCCAGGUCCUGACAAAACAACCCAAGUGGUACCAGGACAAAAACGCUUGUUAUAUCCUGGAUCAGAUGGUUGAGAUGGGGUUUAGCACGGAUGAGGGCAUGGUAAUGCUGCAGUCAGUAUUCAAGGAAGCAUUUGUUAGCCACUACAAGGAGAGUCAGCAGCAGGGCGGGGUGGCGUCCUUUGUAAGCUGGGUGUCCUCGGGGGUAACCUCUAUCCCUGUCCUGUCCCUCACAGAGAAGCUGUCUGCCCCCCAGCAGUUUGGCUGGCUGUCCUAUCUCAUCCUUGACAUGGAGACAAAGGCAGAGGAGAGUACUCAACUAUGGCCUUGUCUAAGGACAGAGAUGGCGAAUGACCAAAAGCAGAACUUGGAUCAGGCAUUAAAGAAAUGUGCAAUAAAGCUGAAGUUAGAGUUUGCCCCCAGCCUGAAUAGCCUAGCCAUCUAUCAGUGGUCCAAGCUAGCUGUUGCCAUGGAGAUGGACCAUCCACUUCUUCUGCUGGUCUGGCAGAAGUUUUUUGUCUUGUUUCUGGGACGGCAAGUCUCACAAACCACAAUGCAGCAAAGGGCCAGUAUUGGUGAGAAGUUCUUUGAGAGUUCCAAACAUUCAGGGGACUUGAAGAAAAUGAAAAAAAGACUGGGAGAAACAGCUGAUUUUCACAUGAAAUAUUACUCAGAUGAUUCUCCAGACUCUACUGCUGGCCAGAAAUAUGUUCCAGACAAAGACUUCCAUUUGUCUUUAUCAAGGAUGUACCAGACACUACAGCUGUGGGUACAGGAACCCAUGCUCCACGACUCCAAGCUCUACCUCCCCGCCCUCCCACAGCAGUACCAGGCCGACAGACUACUGCAGCUCUUCCAGAACCAAAAGGAACCCUGGAUGGAGUUUGUGGAUAUAAACAGAAUAAAGCAUGAGAUCAAAGUAUGGUCCGGGACCUGGACAGAUCAUGUGACAUCAUCCUCUGGACAGAGGAGAGGGGAGAUGUCCAGGAAGCCAGAUAGCUCUGCCACGGAGAGAAUUCUGGGAAGACUGAGCCACCAUGAACCUGGUAAGGAGCUGCCAGUUCUACAGCCACUGAAGGCUCUUGUUCCUGACAUUAGUACCGCCAUUCUGGACGAGAAAGCUGCUACCCUUCAUCUCCUGAAGUCCGACCUGAACAACCUGAAGGAAUAUGCAAGAUCAUUCCACAUGCGUGUUGUUAAGCAUGUCGCUCUAGAUGAGGAAUUCUGCAGACUUUACUCCCAACUCUAUUAUAACAAAUCCAAACAGGUGAAGGUGACAAUAGAGUGUAAAAGUAUCCUUAACCCUCUACACAAGUGUUCCAAUCCAGCUGUUGUCAACCUGAAUGUACAGGAGAAAGCGUUUGAUGAGAUCAUUCAGAGACAGACUGAUGAGAACCGGGCCGAGUACAAACAGCUGAUGAUUGAGGGCCUCUCUCCCCCGCCGCUCAGCGUGUGUAUCGCUGCUGUGCAUGUAGAAAAUGCAAUCACUAUGUUGGUGAAGCUGGCCCGGAGGACAACUGAUGAUGGUCGACUGGUUCGCUACACAGACAUCGCCUGUACGCUCUUCUUCCUGUUGGCUGAGAUGAUCAAUGAUGACAUUGAAUUCUACCCUCCCACGCGACAGUUCUACACCGCAUGUAUUGACAUGCUUGGGAAGGAGUUUAUUGAAAAAGACCCGUCCCAGACAGAGAUUGUUCUCCAGUUCUCUCUGAACUCGCCGGCCAUGUCGGGCCUGAUGUCCCCACACUUUGUGCCGAUCAACAACCCCCACACGUACGUGACAAUGUACGAGCGACUGGUCCAGAUCCUACAGCAGCAGAACCCAGACCUUGUCUUCAUGCUCCUCACCAAGUUUGAGAUUGAUCAGUGGCUACAAACUUGGUCCCCCGCCCCUAUAGAAGUAAAGAGGUUCGUGGACAUACUGGCCACCGGCCUGUACAGCUGUGGCAUUGAUCCUGAUAGCAAACAUGGAAUGGUUUUUGAGAUAUACUGCAAGCAUUUACGUGCAGUCUUAGUGCAUAAUUUUCCACUGAACCUCAAUUAUGUUCUGAACUUGGUUCUCAAUGGUACUGCGGAACAGAAGAUACAUCCCAAAUGCUGGCAAAUUCUGCAUACACACUGCUUUUAUAACAGAGAAGGGGAAAACACCUUGAAGGAGACUGACAUUGGUUCCGACAUUUCUACUGAUCAGACGAAGCAGUGCCUGUCCACCAUUGGCUGUUUCUUCCUCCAGCUGAGGACCUCAUCACCAGACUUGGGAUCAUUUGGACUGUAUCCCAGCACCACUCUGUACACCUCACACAUCACUGAGGUCAUCCAGGACCUCAUGAUCAGCUUCAUCAACAAGGUCCUCCCCACUCUUCAGGAUAGUAGCCCAGCUCAGGUACUAGAUUUGAUUUGGCAAACACUGAUCAUGUCAUAUGCUGCAUGGAUUCAACCACUGCAAACAGAAACUUCCCCUUUGUUACCAUGGAUACAAGCUGAUUGUGAGGCUGGAAAGAAAAUGGUGGAAUCUUUUGUUUUUGUGAUCCAGUAUCUUCACCAGAUAUUCCAUGACUUGAUCCCUCCCUACCAGCCCGACCCCCUGAUCAGGGUGUGGCUGUACUUCUGUGAUGUGCUGUGUAACAAACAGGUCCCUGCCCAUGUUACCAAUGUAUACAACAUGGGGUUUGCACAAUUACCAUGGGAACAACUCAAACCUAACACACAAGUUCUUAAUACAAUGAUGCAGUUGAAGGACCAGAAUUGUCCAGAGAGCUUUGACCUGUUGGCGCAUGUGGUUUGUCAGCUGAACUGGACAGACAUUGUGAUUCACUACAGCCAGUGUUAUGGCAGGCAGGGGACCAGUCAAGUUCUGGCCUGUGUGCUGCUUCUACUGGUGCAGUGUUACGGGGAUCAGAAACAUGUGGAGAUCCCUAAUUUGGAGCAAAAGACACUAAUUGCCGAGAAGUAUGACUGGUCUGCUCUAACUUCAGACAACUACAGACAUGCCAGUAACUGGUUCUUGCAGACAUGUGACCCGCGAUGUGUUUUGGCAGAAAGAUCUUCCUCCUCUGCCUUAGGUUUAAGGUUGUUAAAGGCAGCAUCAGGUUUCAAUGUCCAGUCUUCCCUGAGCUGGAGCUCCGACCUCUCACUGAAGCGACAGUGUUACAUACACAGCGUGGUACAGCUGAUGUGUCAGUGUACGUUUGAGGCAGACGUCAAUCUGGACACGGUCUCCCUGAUCCUGAUGAAUCUCCUCACAGAGGUGGAGACAGUCACAAGCUCCAUAACGGACACUCGUAUUCAGGAAGAGGAGAGUCUGGACUUGUCCAAGGAGAUUUUCGCUCUCCUAAAUAAUUGUAAUCCUGAAAACAACUCAGUUUCCAUUGUCAUGACAACAAUCAUCCAAUGGCUGCAGUCCUCUCCCAGGAGCAUUCUGUUGAUGCCCUGUGUGCGUGUGGCUUCCCGGUGCCUGGCUUCUCAUAAGCACAUUGUCAACAUUGUAGAGGAGUGUAUCCAUGUAUAUUUCAAAGGAGGAAUGGAUCAAGUAGCAGGAGGGGGCUGGGACCAUGUGUUAGCUGCCAUGCAGAUUCCUGAUCUCAAUAUUGAGGACUUCCUGCAAACCGCGCUAGACGAGGGAACCUUCCUGUUGUUGUACGGGUAUAUUGUACAGAAACUCCCCCUGUGUCAGCAGUUACUGGAGGAGCAGGCUCUGAUUGGUCGGCUCCUAAACUGGAUCACUGUUGCCAAACCUUUACAGGAGGAUGAGAGCAAACUGUUGCUGCUGUGGUACAAGAGCCUGGAGCUGAUCCUGAGACAGCUGGACUAUGGUGGUAACCAUGCUGCCAUCAUCAAGAUGCUCUCCUCCCUGGUCACCUCACUCCACCUGAUGGGUGAGGACCGGGCCAGCGGGGGGUUGUUGGGGGCCAUAGGACUCGGCAAACGGUCCAGUCUCUCUUCCGAGUUUCGUAUAUCCUGCCGUGCCUUGGCAGCCAUGAUAACCCUACAAGUUUAUGAUGAAAUGAGACUACGGUUACAACCAGGACAAUCCUUGGCCAGCAAUGGAGCUACCAAACAGGAAGUAGGAGCUCUUCUGUCAAUGAAAUCAAAUAAACUCUAUCAGUCUUAUAAAAAUGAAAUAGAAUUACUGUGCGAUCUGGUUCAGAAUGAAAACUAUGGAUUGCGUCAGACACUGAACUUAAUUCACCAAAUAUCGGAAAUGUUCUACAAGGAAAAAGAAUAUCUGUCUAUAUUACACUCAGCUCAUAGACAAUGAUGUUUGCAACAUUUGCAGGGAAAAUAAUCAGUUAAAUUUGCAUAAUUGACAAUACAUGUACAUGUACUGAGGAAGUUAUAUUAAUUUAACUGCUAUAUUUAUACUCAGGCUGUUAUAAGAUAAAUUACCCUACAGAAUAUUUACCAAUGUUUAACUUUGUGACAAAAAAGAAAAUUUGAAGUCAUGAAUGAAUAUAAUAAUAGAAUUAUGAUCAAGAUGAUCACAGGUUUACAUUUAUUUCAUGUUUAACAUGAUUUUAAAAAGGGAUAAUUGGCCAUUAAUCUACAUGUAAUUCAUAUUAUGACAAAAGAGAUACUGUAAACGUACUACAUUGGUGGUGUAUUCUUAUUUAGUGCUUUUGGUGGAAUGCAGCCCUCUGCUAAAUCAAGUACAUUGCUAAAUCUAUGUAUAAGAAUAGUCACAUUCAGGAAUAAGCUAUUUCAAAUCCAUGCCAACUUGUUCGAAAACUAAUUUCCACAAAAUAUCGUACACGCCAAAUACAAUAUGUUUACAGUACUCUUGUCCAGGUAGGAGUUAAUCGGUAUAUUCAUUUGGUGCUAUAUAUACAUAUAUAUAAGUAGGGGUAGAGUACAUUUAGUUAGUAUUAUUUUAUGCAAUAACUUAUUAGGGAAUUGAGAAAGUAUGAAUAGAUAAAACUGUUAUGGUUUUUCGGUAAAUGCUUGUGACUUUUUUAUUUAGUCAAAUAUGCUUCAUUAGGAGGAAUAUUUUUUUCUCUAUCUGUGUUAUUUCCUGUACUAGUUCUUUAUGUAUAUUGUUAUGAUGAUAUAUACAAUGACAUGUAGUGACUCUCCCUUUAUUUAUGUGAUACAGACUGUUUAAAAGGAAUUAGGUAGACUUUUGUUGAUCUUUCUCUUUCUAAUGAAAGUGGAAUGGAGUAUUCAUUUUCAUUGAGUUUUGUCAUUUGUGUUUACUGUACCAAAUUAUCUGUGAAUGUCAGUUGUAUGCAAUUUGUUGUGCCCAGAACUAUGUCUUUCAUUUGUAAGUACAUUGUAGUACAUUGUACUAAUUGUUAUCCCAACUAAUUAUUAAGUUAAUUGCUCUUAUCUUGUAUUUACUUGGACAACACAUGUACAUGAAGACCAAAAUUACAUCACUUUAAACUAUUUAUUAAUCAUUAAUGUAGUCUUUAGAGCAUUAAUUCAGUUUUACAUUCAAGUCCAAUGAAAUAUGAAAGAACUGGCCAAGCAAGCAGUUCCUCUGAUUAACAUGUCUGAUUAAUUGAAGGGAAAAUAUUGUAUUUAUCAGAUUGAAUUACACAUUCAUAUGUUAAUGUAUUUAUAUGUACCCGGUACUGAAAUUAUUGUCCAUGGUGUAAAUGAAUUUUCGGUGACAUCAACUGAAACAGCUUCAUCUCUCUUUUGUUUUUGAUUUUUUGGUUAAAUAUCUAUUAAAGACAAAAAUUUAUCUUUCAUAUCACAUAUUUGCCUCCAUGUGCAUAUUAUACAUGUAUCUCCCACAUGAUUUAAUGAUGUUACACAGUGACGAUUUCACCUAGAACAGUUGAUAUGACAUUACUAUUCCUUACAUCCCAAAAAAAUCGUCACACCUCAGUGGAUAAAAAUCAUAUACCAUCAAUGGUAAUGAGAGAUAUUUAUAUAAUUAUGCAACAUUGAAAAAUUAGCAUUAUAGUCCUGUAAUCUUUCUGUCUUUAUUGAGAUCGAGGUACAAAUUUUUCCAUGAGUAACAUUUAAAGAACUACCUGUAUGUGUGUUCAUUGAUGGUAGAUGUAUUAUUCUUUUGCUUUAUAUACAUGUUUUUUGGUUAUGUUUUGAAAUUAUAAAAAAAAAGCAUUCAGAUUUGAA
This is a messenger RNA of Magallana angulata, 9935 nucleotides long. Its product is annotated as ectopic P granules protein 5 homolog. The record is from RefSeq and is a predicted model, not a curated record. NCBI's taxonomy places the organism in Eukaryota, Metazoa, Mollusca, Bivalvia, Ostreida, Ostreidae. Gene Ontology annotation, cellular component: cytoplasm. The coding region runs from base 79 to 8112 and encodes 2677 amino acids. The transcript is spliced from 46 exons. Gene Ontology annotation, biological process: autophagosome maturation.